Molecule: messenger RNA, 288 nt
Organism: Bipolaris sorokiniana ND90Pr
Lineage: Eukaryota; Fungi; Ascomycota; Dothideomycetes; Pleosporales; Pleosporaceae
Exons: 1
Molecular function (GO): catalytic activity
Source: RefSeq, a predicted model, not a curated record
CUUCCAACAUCUACUAUACUAGUAAUAGACGCCAACGAGCACCACCCUUGGUGGGACCCAGGCUGCAAAAAAACUAGCCAAGGCGGCCAGCCACUAGCCGAUUGGAUAGAAGACCAGAACCUUAGCCUCCUUAAUACGCCAGGAGCUACUACUUUCUUUAGACCUAAUAUGUCUAGAGAAACAACGCUAGAUCUAACUAUCGCUACACUAGAUCUAGUAGACAAAGUAGAAGACUGGCAAACUACUACAGAAACUGGAUCUGAUCAUCACGGGAUACUCUUCUCAAUA